Exophiala mesophila is the source of this 1000-nucleotide messenger RNA. RefSeq lists its product as uncharacterized. NCBI's taxonomy places the organism in Eukaryota, Fungi, Ascomycota, Eurotiomycetes, Chaetothyriales, Herpotrichiellaceae. Gene Ontology annotation, cellular component: preribosome, large subunit precursor; nucleus; nucleolus. Gene Ontology annotation, biological process: ribosome biogenesis; endonucleolytic cleavage in ITS1 to separate SSU-rRNA from 5.8S rRNA and LSU-rRNA from tricistronic rRNA transcript (SSU-rRNA, 5.8S rRNA, LSU-rRNA); ribosomal large subunit export from nucleus. Bases 111 to 812 code for a protein of 233 amino acids. Gene Ontology annotation, molecular function: protein binding. The transcript has 2 exons. The record is from RefSeq and is a predicted model, not a curated record.
CAGACAGAACGACAAAACGGUGUUUAGGAGACUAUCCUCUCAACUGGGAAAAAGAGUCCUGUUUACACAGAGGACAUCUACCAAGCACUCAAAACAAUCAUUCCUCCAGGAUGGCCACCGCCACACUCACCGACUCAAAAAUGACCGACUCGGUGGUUUCAACACAGAACAAGUCCAAAGUCGAAAGAUUACCGGUAACGGUAGAAAAACCAAGUCCAUAUACAUAUGAACUCAGCUAUCUCACAGCCGUCGACCCCAACCCAUUACCCAGCAGCAAAACGCUACUAUCACAAUCCCUCACCGAACGGAACCAGAUCCUCCAACAAAUUGCGCGAGAUGGCGCACAGUCACUGCUCACCACCCUUUUAACAACAUGCGCCAUCACAUCUACGUCCGAUGGACUCACAAUGAACCUACCACACGCCAGCCAACCGCUUCCCCGAUGGAAACCCUUACCGAAACCCAAGGCGCCAACGACAUGGGAGAAGUUUGCGCGCAAGAAGGGAAUUGGGAAAUUCGGAGGCAGUCUCAAGGGAGGAGCGUCGCUGGAAGACCGACGGAAAAACCUGGUCUAUGACGAGGAAAAAGGCGAAUGGGUCAAGAAAUGGGGAUACAAGGGCAAGAACAAAGAUGCUGAAACUCAGUGGUUGGUCGAGUUGGACGAUGCUGCUGUUCAGAGAGAAAAGGAAGGGUUUGGUGGUCAGGGUCGAACCAUCAGAGGAGAAUCUCGCAGGGAGAGGAAGGAGAAUAUCAAGCGCCAGGAAAGGAAGCAAAGGAAUAAUGAUCGUAAAUCCAGAAAGGGAAAGGCUUAGUGGGCUGGGUUGGGUAAGCCUAGCCUGUGUCGAGCGAGCCUUGACUUGACUGGGAGGAGAUGAUGCGGAUGAAAAGAAAAGACUUCUCGGCCAGCAUUGCAUGGAGUUGCAUUGGUAUUGGCGUUGGCGUUGAUCAAUGGGGAAGGCAACGUCUAUGGAGCUGCCAGGAUGACGACCGCCCUUACUCG